This is a messenger RNA of Knipowitschia caucasica, 531 nucleotides long. Lineage: Eukaryota; Metazoa; Chordata; Actinopteri; Gobiiformes; Gobiidae. The record is from the annotation of a GenBank genome assembly.
AUGUCUUUCCUCUGUGUGAAGUCUCUGCUGCUCAUGAGCGCGCUGCUACUGGCCGUGUCUUACUGUGAAUCCUCUGUCGAGAAGUUGUCGAGCUGUUGUCGAGCUGUGAGUCCACUGAAAAUUAAUCAAAAAAUCAUCAACAUCAUCCCACAGCGGCCAUUUGGAGAGUGUGUCCCUGCUUUCAUUGUCCAGACAGAGACCAGUCUUUUCUGUGUGAGUCCUACUGCACGCUGGGCCCGAGCCGAGGUGCAGAGAAUAAAGGAAGAAAAAGAAAGAAUGAAAGCUGCUACUGCUCCGCCCACAAUGUCUCUGUACACCAUCCUGUCCUCCAGCGCUGCUCCUCCCACUCCCACUCCAACAUCAGCCCAGCCCAGUCCAGUGUCGGAACUCUCUGCUGGGGAGACUUCAGCCCAGCCCAGCCCAGUGUCGGAGCUCUCUGCUGCGGAGACUUCAGCCCAGCCUAACCUCACCCAUGGCUCUCCUCUCCCCCCCACUGCUGAUGAUGAGAUGCCCUCUGAAAACUCCAUCUAG